Molecule: messenger RNA, 1989 nt
Organism: Photinus pyralis (common eastern firefly)
Lineage: Eukaryota; Metazoa; Arthropoda; Insecta; Coleoptera; Lampyridae
Gene: 7B2
Exons: 6
Coding region: 127-918 (263 amino acids)
Biological process (GO): neuropeptide signaling pathway; regulation of hormone secretion
Cellular component (GO): secretory granule
Molecular function (GO): enzyme regulator activity
Source: RefSeq, a predicted model, not a curated record
UAGGGAGCGCGUCGAGACGCUGGUGUGACGUAGUUGCGCAACAGCGUCAUUGAUUAAAAGAGAUCGCACUUCACCCUUAAAUUCAACAUCAUUCUCGUGAUUCGACCCAUUGGGUCGAUCAUUGCGAUGAAGACCUUCCUAUUUUUAUUUGGUUUUGUUAUUGGAAUAAAAUGCUACAUGCCGGAGGGGAAGGACUCUCUGCUGGCCGAUAUAUUCCUGCAGGAGGUAAUGAAUAGGAUGGGCAAGGAUCUAACUGAUAGUAUAUAUUUGGACUUCCCCGAUAAUCGAAUGGCUAUGGGUACGCGGUCAAUAGGCAAGGACGUGGAGGAGGAGCAGUUUUUCCCGGUGGACUACGACGGUUUGGGCGAAAAUAAUUUGCAUCCCAGUUUACGCGAUCAAGAGUUUCUACAACAAAAUAGCCUGUGGGGUAGUCAAUUCGUAUCGGGUGGCGCUGGGGAAGGAAUACAGCGAUUAAAGCCGGAGGGUACAUUUAAGAAUAAACAGGAAAUUAAAACCGAUGCCACUUUACCAGCUUAUUGCACUCCACCAAAUCCGUGUCCUUUGGGAUAUACAGGUGAUUUUUUUUUAGCUGAACAAGGAUGUUUGGAAAGUUUCGAAAAUACGGCGUCGUUUAGCAGACGAUACCAAGCGGCUCAAGAUUGCAUGUGCGACAGCGAACAUAUGUUUGAUUGCCCAAAUCCGGCCGAUUCUGCACCGGAAGACGAAACUAUUGACGCAUUGAACGACCUCGAGUUCAAUCGAUUCCUGCAGCGGACUAUGCAGGUUGAUCCAAGUUUGCAGCACAAAAAUUUAGUCGCGAAGAAAUUUACCGAAAAAAAGAGCUACGGCGGAAACCCUUUCCUCGCUGGUGAACGCCUUCCCGUCGCGGCAAAAAAGGGAACGAAGGUUUACGUCUAAAUUAAGAAAGCUAACAAAAUUAAAAUCAACUCUACGCCUUUAACAACUGUUUUCAUUAUUCGAGCAAGAGCAAUGUGAAUUGGGUGUUUCUGGUGUUGGAGUUGCUGUGGCUUUUCUGGAAACGACACGGCAAUGAAAACGGCUUAAGAUUUCUUGCAUGACCCCACGCCUAGAAAAAUUCCCUCUAGCGCUUUAAGUGGUGCACCCGUGUGCAGGCUGCUUUAAAUUUUAGAUUCACUAGACGCUUUGAAUGUUUGUGGAUGUUCUCAAGUAUCAAGAAGUAGACCCCAUACUAUACCAACAAGAAGGAAGAAUGGAUGAGGACUCAACAUUUCUCUUUUAAACUUUUCUAAUUAAUCAAAGUCCUUGUAAGAUAAAACUAUCUUAAACGUUAAUCACUUUGAGAGACCAAGGAGCGCACAUUGCACUUUUUUGGUUUAACGAUUCGUUGGUCCCCCAAAGUUGUGUAAGCUGGUUACAAAACAUAUCAAACCAGAUUAGACUUGUAAAGACAUGAAUUUAAAAGGUGUUUUCAAGCCGCGUAGUUAGGCCCUAUUGAUUUUUAAGUGUGGUCAAAAGACAACCGAACGUUUGAUGGAAAAGUUACAGUUUGUAUCAAGCGUUCCAACGUCUUCUAACUACACCCGAUAAAAUCAUACCGCGAUUUGGAAAAACCCAGUUGUCAUUUUGACUCGUCAAGUACUAUAAAGCGUACUUCUUAUUUCCAUUUCGGAUACGAUAAAAGGAACCAAGAAAAAUAAAACGGCACAAUCGAAAUUUCGGAAUGAUUACUGAUGAUGGCUAUUGUAACAAUCGUUGUUCUGUUUUAAUGUUAUUUCCCUUCUUUGACGUUAUUGAAGUAAAAUGUUUAUGGUGUUUUAAUAUUUAUAUAGUAGUUGUGUGAGCGCUUGAUGUGGUUAACCAUUUCAAAAAGAACGCCGCUUAUAAUCACUUUAGUCUAAGAUUAUUAUAUUAUAGGAACAGAACAUUAUAAUGUUGUGACAAAUCAUAUGGUUCCGUUCUAUUUUCAAAAUGUCAUUGCUGAAAUAAAAUGUAUUCUCUUAAUGCAAA